AUGGAGCUUGCAAGAAUUGCUAGGAAAGAGCAAAUCUAUCAGAGUAAAAUUUUUGUGAGGGGUAUGAUAAGUGCGUUGUCUACACAAAGGGCAUUCCCAGAUGUCCUGUGAAUAGAAACUUCUUUGAGAAAAAAUACAUUACACUUUUCAAUGCAAGGAAACAAAACGAAUGACCGCAUGAGAGCACAUAGGGAGCAAACUCUAAAUGGUAAUCAUUAUUACAAAUCACGCAAAAGGUCCUUGAGAUCUUGGCUUUAA
Molecule: messenger RNA, 258 nt
Organism: Blepharisma stoltei
Lineage: Eukaryota; Ciliophora; Heterotrichea; Heterotrichida; Blepharismidae
Source: the annotation of a GenBank genome assembly